GCGGAAAGAUAGGGGAGAAGGGAGCACCUUUUCUCCAAGAACUCUUCUUCCUCUUUAAUUUGGUUGCAAUUCUAGCCAGUGCCGAAGCCUGCUUCAGUGGAAAGAACACUAUGCGAGAUCUUAUUUGGAGAUUGUUCCAUCACCAGUCCAAGUUUUGGAAUUUCAUGGGGAGUCUAUCAGCUAUAACCGGCCUGGUUUGUUUUGCCCUGAGCUCCACCUUCAAAAAGUUAUUUGGAGAAUGGGAUUUUCUCCAUUUCCUCAUUUAUCUAUCCGUCAGCUCAGUUAUCUUGCUCAUCGCCUUGCUUGCAAGGAGAAUUCGAGUUUCAGGGAAUUUCCUGCUAAAAGGUCACAUGGUAUUUUUCAAUUUUGGUCUCACCUGUUUGUACUCUGUUGUUCGUGACAAAACUGUGAGUGGAAAACCAGAUGCUUUGAGCACAAUCUCGUACGGUUCAUUUGCUUUGAUGUCGUUGUCCAUGUCCAGGAAAUUUGAGCUCGGAUUCGAAACAGGGCUCUUUAGUUUUUUCCUGGCAUGCUUUUCCGUACAACUUAUUGAGAUCAGCGGGAUUCUCUCCGUGAUUGCAGUAGGAUUUAGCUAUGUGCUCAUCAAUUUUCGCAGCUAUUCAGAUUCCCAAGUAGAGAUUGGUUCCACUGGUCCACAUGACUUUCAUUGCUUUCAAGUUGAUCCUGCAAAUGAGUGCAACAAUGCAGAGGUCUUUCUUUGUUUUGUUUGGGAGCAACAUUCCACAAGGAUUGGAGAAGUUUCAAGGGAAAGCCUAUCUGGGGAUAGUCAGCAAAGCAGUGAAGAACAUGAUACUUGUUCUGUUUUGUCUCAUCAAGCUGAAGUCUCAAAUCAAGAUGAUGUUUCUUCAGGAAAGAACCUGGUAACAAACGAAAAUGGCUGGAUUAAUCUCGGUUCUCCUAUGUCCCAAUUAAUUUCAGGAACCCCACCAUCGGAAUUUUCAAGAGAUAUUGCUGGUGAUGCCAUACAAUUGAACCCGUGGCAAUUACAAGUUUGUGAUGGUGUGCAUUCGAUGAAGCCGCGACUCAUGUAUGACCCGUUGAGACGCGUAUGGCUGCGCCUGGAAGAAGCGGCACUGGUGUUUCGUAUGGUGGAAGAAGCAGACUUGGAAGUGACAAAGAGGCCAGAAAUGAGAGUUUUAGUGAAGCCUGCAGCCAAGGAUUCAGGGGAUGACUCCAGUACUUCAUCUCCAACAUCGGUGCUUCCUCAACUCAGGACAGAUGCUGAUGAGGCGGAACAAGAAGAAGAAGACGAGGAGGAGGAGAAGGAGCCUCUGAAAUUCAAUCAGGUUCUGUGGGUGUGCCAAGUCGUUGAUGACAGCCGGAGGUUAGAUUCAAGGAAGGAUUGCCUCUGAUCUUGAAAGCUCUGUAGUUUGUGGACCAUUCGUUUCGAUUGGUGUCAAGAAUGGGAUUGUUUUCAUGAACAGGUCGAAAAAUGAAAUUUGGAAGGAUGGCUGCAAUGGCGAGGGAGAUUCAGGAAUAAGGUGAACGUAUUGUCCGGCAUAGCCAUCUAUAUGCAGGAUUCUUCUAGUGAAGAGUCUUUGAGAUGAAGAAAAGGGUACGUGAGAUUCUACUCCUGAGGGUUUCUUGCAUAUUAUCUCACUCGGUCUCAGAAAUUUGGGUUCAGCUUGAUUCCUUCAUUUCUUGGUAUGUUGCUAAAAAACAAAAAAAGGGGGGGAGGGGAGUUGAUUUCUUGUCGAAGGGCUGGUGGUAAAGUAGUUCCUGGCGCACCCAAUGAGAUUCUCUUAAGUUAUAGAUGGCAACACUAGUUUGAAUAUGUUGCGACGAGCAUGAAAGUUUUAAUGUGGUUGUUGGUGCUACUACUUUAUUUUGACCAAGAUUGAUGGUGCUGCCAGAGAUGGCUGUGUGGUCGUGUGGUUGAUGAACCUGGAAUCCCUGUGAAAUUUAUGUGUUUGGAGGAAUGAAGAGCUGAUGGUAAACUCAAUGAAUUGGGCAUCUAAGUUAGAACGAUUGCUCUCUGUUCAUGGUCCUUAUUGUUGAGCGAGCAAUGGUGCUUUCUUGCUGAGCCAAUGCAUAGAGAGCACCCAAAACACCGGAAGAAAAUAUUCGAAGUACAUUCAGGAAAGACAUAAAGGGAUUUGAUGUUCAAAAUACAGUUUUGGAAGGUAGUAGAUUCUUUUACACAGACGAAGCAAAAUCAUUGAACAACGCAUAUGGUGGAUCCCUCCUUUGAUUUGGUAGCUGUGGGAUUGAUUUCAAGAGGAACAGAGAGAAGGCAUUGUGGCAUCCGAAUUUAGCAAAGAAAGUGUUGAUUGGUUGAAAGUUGGCAAAGUUUUUCCUUAUCCUAUUCAAAGUUUGAAAGGAGAAAGAGUCAAAUGAUCAAAAGCAUAUAAUCACUGAUGAUUGCACUAAGUUCAAGGAAGUGAAGUGAUGAUCAAGAUGUUUCCCUCAGGUGGGGGAAGUGGAACCAUACGGUAACAAGAGACGAAGUUUUGAAGAGAAGAAACCCAUUCAAUCCCAAAAUCUUAGCUUCUUCCCAUAUCAUCUCGUGGUUGCGGCGGUUCUGCCAUAGUGUGGGUCGGGGGAUCUGAUUGAGGCAGUUUGCUGUUUCUGAUACCUGGAAAAGAACAGAAUGGGAGAUCUUAUAAAUCCGUCCACGAUUUGGAAACUUGUGGGAUCUGUGUCAGCCAUAAUUGGCGUGCUUUGCUUUGGUUUCAGCUCUACCUUCACAGACUUGUUUGGGGAGUGGGAUUAUCGCCGUUUCCUUGUUUAUAUAUUUGAUCAGUUUAUCUGUCCUCUGCUUCACUUUGCUGGCCAAGGGAAUUCGAGUUUCAGAGAAUGUGCGAAGUCAUGUGAUGACUGGCAGUUUUGUUCUGACCACCUUGUUCUCCUUUUGGCAUGACAAACGUGUAAAAGAAAAAUCAGAUGCAUUGAGCAUUAUCUCGUAUGGUUUAUUUACUUUAUCGUCGCUGUCCAUGUCAAGGAAGUUUGAGCUUGGAUUCGAAACAGGAUUCUUUGGUUUUUCCCUCUCAAUGUUUAUCCAACAGCUUGCCAAGAUCAAGUUAAUCUUCGCACUAAUUGCAUUCUUCUUCAGCUACGUCCUCAUUGUUUUUCGCCAAAGAGUACUGCAGGUUGGUUCUGACGGUCCAAAUGACUAUUAGAUCAUAGAGUUUGGUUCUUCAAAGGAAGCUGAAAUGGAAAUUGAUGAUGAAGACAUCAACGAGGAGGUCUUAAUUGAGGCCCAGGAUCCCGCACGGGUGGGAGAAGUUCCUGCGAACAAUCAGCAAAAUAACGAAGAGGAAACUCUUUUGUCUGCUCAAGCUACGCAUCAUUCCCCAAGCAUUGAGGAAAGCAUAGUUACGUCAGAUUGGGACAAUCAGCGAACAAAUGAAGAAGAGGAAACUCCAUCGUCUGUUCAAUCUACCCAGAGUAAGCAUAUCAGAGCGGGACCUUUGGCAAAGUAAUGAAGAAGAGGGAAGUGUUGGUCCGAUGAUGCUGAAUGGUGGAAUCAAGAUGAGGUAUCAUCAGGAAACAACGCGGUCGCAAUGGAAAACGGUUGGAUGCAGAGUGAUGCAGCGCAAGGCCUAAGGAGGAGGAGGCCGGGAGGAUGGCGCGUGGGAUUGGAAACAGAAGAGCCAGUAGCGUUGGAGAUACUCUUUGGGGCUGGCGCGUGCGCGUGCAGUGGGGCCCCCCAUCCC
Messenger RNA from Prosopis cineraria, 3677 nucleotides. RefSeq lists its product as uncharacterized. The transcript is spliced from 13 exons. Lineage: Eukaryota; Viridiplantae; Streptophyta; Magnoliopsida; Fabales; Fabaceae. The record is from RefSeq and is a predicted model, not a curated record. The coding region runs from base 111 to 1373 and encodes 420 amino acids.